Messenger RNA from Orbicella faveolata, 1180 nucleotides. Its product is annotated as histamine H2 receptor-like. Gene Ontology annotation, cellular component: plasma membrane. Lineage: Eukaryota; Metazoa; Cnidaria; Anthozoa; Scleractinia; Merulinidae. Gene Ontology annotation, biological process: G protein-coupled receptor signaling pathway. Gene Ontology annotation, molecular function: G protein-coupled receptor activity. The record is from RefSeq and is a predicted model, not a curated record.
GAAAAAUUUACAAGAGCAUCCAAAAUGGACUUCAACAAUUGGAAUAUGUUUUGGAGUGCUUGCUUUGGAGUGAUGGCUAUCAUGAUCGUUUUCGGGAACUGUCUUUCCAUUCUGGUUCUCUUGAAGCGAAGGCUUCGCAAACGUCCUCAUUUCUUGCUGAUCAGUUUGGCCAUGGCAGACCUUCUGGUCGGACUGUUUUCCAUACCAAUGUACAUGAUCAUGUGGUUCACUCGACAGACGCUGGUUUCUUCACUUGUUUUUGACUGCGUUGAUAUGUUCACUGGCUUUUCAUCGGUGUUUACAUUGGUGUUCAUUUCCCUUGAAAGACUGAACGCCAUUGUUCAACCACUUCGUCAUCGACAGUUGGCAUUGCACUGUUACUUCAUAGCCAUAGCAACGCCUUGGAUCCUCUCCAUCGCUGUAACAUCAUCUCGAGUGCUGCUAGGGUUGGUCAUCAUAGACGUCCAUCAGUUCUUGUCCGUCAUAAUAACGAGCCUAUCAACUCCUCUUGUGCUAAUGUGCAUUGCCUAUUGCGUCAUUUGGAGAAAGGAAGCCUCGCGCCUUUCUCACACUUUCAGAGCGAGGAGAGAGGCAAGGCUGUCUAAGACAGUGCUUCUUAUAACAGGAAUGUUUAUAUUGACUUGGAUGCCAUUCCAAGUCCUGGUAAUUGUGAUUGUCAAGUGCACCACAUGUAACAACGUGUCUCUUGUAGUUGUCUUUGUAAUCAAACUUCUUCAGUUUAGUAACUCGGUUUUGAACUUUUUCAUUUAUUGUUUCAGAAUGCCGAAUUAUCGCCGAGCAUUGUUUUCGUUGUUGCCUAGUUGUAAUUGCUGUCAUCUCCGAAACGGAGUUGUUCAUCCUUUCGUUGAGCCUCAAACGACUAGCGUUACCUUUCUUUCGUUCUCGACCUCGAUGUCUGUGAGGCGUAGCCAACAGUCCUGAACAAAAUAAUAAUACGAAGAAUGCACCAGUUACAUGAACACAUACAUUUUACGUGGAAGUAAAAGUUGAGCAUUGCUCUUUGUGUCAAAAAAGGAAACAAAGAAAUAGAGAAAUAAAUCGUAUAAUAAGACCCCUUCAAAUGUUUGAAUGCUUGCUGAGGUUGAUAUUUGAUAUCACUGACUGCAACUGAUCAAAGGGAUAGAACGGUUUUCAAUUGAGUGUCGAAAGCAAUCAGGCA